AUAGAUUUGCCUAAAGAAAAUAUUUCGUUAUAGACAGUGAAAUAUGAAAAUCAAUGAACGAAACAGUCGGAUACAAGAGAUAUGAGAAUAUCACCUAAGUAAGAUUACUGUAUUUACGGCUCUAACAAUGGCGGAUGCUCUUGCUAAGGUAAUGAGAAGAACCCAGAAGUACGACAUCCUAAAAGCCCAACGGCGUUUCUCACUUGAGUCAACAGAUGCCUGGGUAACAAUCCACAAUCUCAAACUAGCCAGUGAUGAAGGCAUACUUGAUCCUGGUGAUCGGUUAAGUAAUGCAGCUGAUGAUAGAGAACAAAUAAUUGCCAUAUAUGAAGAGCAGGAUCCCCCUUUUCCAUCUCAUAAUGGAGGAGAUGGUAUGAGUACUAGCUCUGUAAUAACAGAAAGUCCUCAUAUCUUCAGGAGAGGUGAAGAUAUUCAUUCUAAAGAAAAACAGUCGUACAGUAAAAAUGACAUAGAGAACACAGCAGAUCAUAUUUCUAAUGGUGUAACAGGUAUUCAUGUACAUAGAGGAAGUGAGCCAGCUCUUAAUUGUCUUUCACCCAUUUCCAGCAAUCCAGAUCCAAGUAAGAGGUGGUCUACUACAGUCAUUAUGGACUGUGAAACGUGUAGAACCUCAAGAACUCUACCAGAUGAUGACCUGAUUCAUUCUGUGAAUGAUUUACCUUCUGGUCCUGCUGAUAGCAGUCAGAAAGAAGAAAAACUUGGAUUUGUAAGAGCCAGUCAAGUGUCAGGAAGAUUGUCCAUGUUAGGUAGUGGUUCUGACAUCCUGCAUUGGGAAGAAGCAGCAGACAGACAGCUGCUUCGGUUGCAAGACAUCAGGAAGGAACCAUUUGGUGGCCCAGAAGCACCACCUGACCAGUUAGAAGACAGAGAUAAUGAAUCUUCAGGUGGCAGCAAAGAAAGAGAAAACACCAUUGUCUUAAAAAAUGAAUCUGGUCCUUUAGGAAUUUCUUUUUUUCCACAUUAUGACACAAAUGGAAGGGACUGGGGAUUAGUUGUUCAAGCAAUUGAACCUGGUGGUAGAAUUGAUCAAGAUGGACGCUUUCAUGUGGGAGAUCAUAUCAUUGAUAUCAAUGGACAAAGCUUACUUCAUGUUAGUCCUAAAAAAGCUCAGGAAAUAUUCAACGAUGUUCUACAAGAACCGGAGAUCAGGAUACGACUGAUCAAGAAUUCAUUGUCUACAUAUUCUACUCAAUUCCCUAAAAAGCUUCCUUUUCCUGUUUAUCCAAAACACAUGUUCCAUAAAGAGAGAUCAAAAGAUGAGAGUGAAAAGGCAGACUUGGUGAAAGAACAGGAACAAGAAGUUUUGAAUCCAAAUUUUGCAACAGUAAUGCCAUCAAUAAAAGUUUCUCCAUUUGUGCCAUUAAGUCAAAAGAAUAUUCCUCUUACCUCAAACACAAGGAAAAUUGGGCGAAAAUUUUCAGUACAACUAACAAAAGGAUCUGAUGGUUUGGGCUUCAGUAUAACAACAAGAGAUAAUCCUGCUGGUGGGAACUGUCCAAUUUAUAUCAAGAAUAUUUUACUAAAAGGUGCUGCAAUUCAAGAUGCAAGGCUGAAGCCUGGAGACAGACUUUUAGAGGUCAAUGGAAUGGAAAUGACUGGUUUGUCACAAGAAGAAGCUGUUGGAAUUUUGAGAGAUAUUCCAUUAGGAGGAACUGUCAAUUUUGUGCUCUCUCGACAAGAACUUGACUUAACACCUAGUUUCAACGUACCUCAAGAAGUACCAUUAGAUAAAGCUGGAGAUGAAUAUGAAAUCUACCCUUGGAAACCCAAAGAUAUUCUGACAUUUGAAAUUCCAUUAAAUAGCAGAGAGUCAGCUGGUUUAGGGAUCAGUGUAAGAGGCAAAACCACCUCAACUGAAAAUGGUCACAUGGAUCUAGGUAUUUUUGUGAAAUCUGUGAUUCAUGGUGGUGUAGCAUCUAAAGAUGGUCAACUUCUCGCUAAUGACCAGCUUGUUAAGAUCAAUGGAAUUUCUUUAUUAAACAUGACAAAUACAGAAGCCAUGAAAGCAUUAAGUUAUGCUAUGGCUGAAGGUGAAGAUCUUAGUGUUGUUCCUGAGGCUAUUAAGCUCACCAUUGCUCGACAAAAACAUUCUGAUAGUGAGACUGUUGAUCACGUUUCAUCAUUCAGUCAAAAUAAGUUAACCCUUAAUAGUACCAUUGGAGAUUCUGGCAACAGAGGUGUCCUGGAAAUCCAAACUAAUCCACUAGAAAAUGAAACAUUCACUCCAGUUAAUUCUCGAAGUGGAAAUUCAGAAAGUAAAUUUAUGUUUGUCCCCAGAUUAAGUACAGAUGGAAAUAAUAACACAGAACAUUUAAGUAUGAGCAUAAAAGAUGCUAAACAACAAGGUAAAAACUCAAUUAUUGGCCAACUGAUAAGCCAAGGGAUUAAAGCCAGUGCAUUUUGCAAUAAGUCUUACCUGGGAACAAGUCAUGAAAAUUUGGAUGGCAAUCAACUUCAGGCAUUAUAUGGAGAGAAUAUUUUCCAGAAUGAUGUAAACUAUUCUCCAACAGUUAAUUUACCAGUUUUUGAUUCUGUGAUGAUAAAAGGAUUGUAUGAAAAUCCAGCUCAACCUAAGUCUGCAAUUGAAGCUACAAUAGCAGAAGACUUACUUUCAAGCCUAACGAAAGAUACAAGUUUUACAGAAGAAAGAAAAAAUGAGGAAAAUGGAAGUGAAGGUAUUUUGGAAGGCAAAGAAGUGGGCACAAAUAGUCAGGCUUUGAUGGAUGAUGAAAGUCAAUUCACAUUGUCCCGAGAUGGAUUUGGCCGUCAAAGUAUAUCAGAAAAACGACAUGCUCAGCUAGAUGCUCACAAUACUGAUACAUUUCAGCGUAAUAAAAAGGCCCGUGAAGAGCGAGAGAGACUGAAACAGCUGCAGGCUGGAGAAAAACAAAUUUCACAGUACAAACAGGAGCAGGAACAAUAUCAGCAACCAAGUCUUAAAGAACAAAGUCUUCUGCUUCAUGAAAUUUGUGUUAAUAAAAAACAAGAGAAUGUACCCUCUUGUAGAGAUUGUAUUAACAGCAGUGAGCCACAGAUGAAGCAUGGUUUUUUCAUUGGAUUAAGGAAGUCCAGUAGCUUGGAAAGUCUCCAAACUUUAGUCCAUGAGCUGCAUAAAGAAGAUAAGAAACAAACACUGAUCUCUCGCUUUCUCACAGGCAAAGUAGCACGAGCACAUGGCUGCAAUGAAAGCUUAAGGACUGCAAGUGACCACUCAUGUGAAGAACUUAUCACCAAAACUAGGGAAAACUUGGCUGAAGAAACUGACACUUGCAGCUCUAUAGGUUCAAAGGUUCAUACACGACCAGCACCUACUGGAAAUUUUCACCCCAUCCCUGCUACUAGUGACCUUGUAGGUGGACAACAAAAAUUGAGCAAAGCAACAAAGAAAAAAAGUUUCUUAAAGGGAUUGGGCUUAGUUUUUAAGUUUGGAAAAAACAAAAAAUUGGCACAAGAACAAAGAAGUAAAUCUUUCAAUGAAAGAAAUGUAGAUGAAGAAGAAGAAUCACAAGCAUGUCGAGUUUCUUGUGAAAAACAAGAAAGGAUACAUAAAGAGAAACAAAGACAAGAACAACAAGUGACAUGCAGUAAAGGACCCUUCAACCUAGCAAAUAACAUUUCUCUUCAGAAUAGGCAAAAGAAAGUGCAUAAACUCAGAACUUGCCACCAACAACAUCAAGAGCAAAAAGGCUAUUAUCCUGGGCACGAAGAAGUGGUUGAUCUAAAACCAAGACAGAAAACUGAGACUGCCCACAGUAGAAUCAAUGAUUUGGGCAUCUAUAGGGAGAUGGAAAGGCUAGAAGGCAGGGAAAGUUUGGCUACCUCAAACAAGUACAGCCAUUACAUGAACUACAAGGAAAUUCAGCAGAAUGUGCACUUAUUCAGACAUCAACCUCCACAUCCACAGACGAUCAAGUUCUCUCCUGUGGGGCGAAGAAACAGACCAGCGUCAAACUUCUUUGAAUAUGAAAGCAUGCAGUUUCUUCAGCAAGUUGAUUUUCAGCAUCAUACAGAGUCUAAUACUAACUCUUUACCUCAUCAUUCCAAUCAAUUUGUUCACCAAAAAAAUAGAACCUCCUAUAUCCAUUCCAACUAACCAACACUACAGAAAACACCAAGUGCAUUCCUUCAAGCCAAUCACAUGGGCCUAAUAUUUGUCCCAUUUUUUGUUUCAAGCCAAUUAUCGAGUGGCUCUGUGAUCAAGGUCCUUGAUCCAAGGUUUAACACAUAUACAGAUUUUGCUAAUACGUUAAAAUGUUUAGAAAUUUAUAUCCGGCAUAGGAGAGGUAAUGUCUGUAAGUUAUGUACAAGGAUUCCAACUGUUAGUCAGCUAUAGUUUAGAAAAAAUAACCAAAACUAUUAUCCUCUUUAAGGAAAAAAAGUGACCAUUAUCAAAAUAAAAAACAAUUAUUGGACCUCAGCUACCAUAUUUUACCAGCUUCGUGUGGCAAUGAAGAUUAUCACAAGCAUUACUUACAUUCUCAACGAGAAGAAAACUAUUUAUCCAGUCACAUAUCAAAAACAAAUAAACCUAGUUUUUUUGUUUGAACUUAUGCAGUAUGAUCCAAUUUGAAGUUGCACACAUUAUUGUACAAUUUUAGUUGAUCAAAAUGUAUUGUGAAUUCUUGCUAUUUAAACUGGAGAAUAGAAUCAGUGUGCUAUUAAGCAACUUUUAUUUCACAUGUACAGUAACUAAUGUCAGUGACCUCAAUUCUGUGUUCAUAACUGUAUAGAAUCUUGAAUUGUAAUUAUGGUUUGUGACCAAAGGAUCUCUCCAUUUGUUGUUCCUCUCUUGAUGCAAGUGCUUAAGGUAAAUAUUAACUGUAAACCUGAUUAACUAAGAAACUUAUUAACUGCUUUGUACAUAGAAUGUACAAAAUAUGCAGUUUUAUAAAAAUGUUAAUUAUUACAGUAGUUAAAUGUAGUAUUUCAUACUGUUUAAUUUCAUAUUUUUUAGAUAAUUAAAUUUUACAUGUUUUUUUUGUAUUAGUAAGUUUAUUUUGGUACCUAAAUACAGAUACAUUUCAAGCUAUGGUUGGUAAUUAUUGAAAGUUUUAGCCUCUUUGUGUAUCAACUGUCAUAGUAAUUGAUAGUUAAAAGAAUUUUUAUCAUUUUAAAGCCUACCCAUUUUUUUUUGUAUUCUGAGCCAC
Molecule: messenger RNA, 5168 nt
Organism: Limulus polyphemus (Atlantic horseshoe crab)
Lineage: Eukaryota; Metazoa; Arthropoda; Merostomata; Xiphosura; Limulidae
Product: partitioning defective 3 homolog B-like
Exons: 20
Coding region: 128-4114 (1328 amino acids)
Biological process (GO): cell adhesion; establishment of centrosome localization; microtubule cytoskeleton organization
Cellular component (GO): adherens junction; apical plasma membrane; apical junction complex
Molecular function (GO): phosphatidylinositol binding; protein binding
Source: RefSeq, a predicted model, not a curated record